GUCAUUACUCUCUGACCUAUCUCUACACUGGGCUGUCCAGGCCUAGCAAAGGCACCCACAGGCUGCAGGGCACUGUCUUCCUCAAUGACCGUGCAUUCUUCCACUACAACAGUGAAGAUGGGAAGGCUGAGCCCUGGGAUCAUGGAGACACGUGGAAGGAGUAGAGGACUGGGAGAAGCAGAACCAACUUCAGAAGGCCAGGGAGGACAUCUUUAUGGAGACCCUGAAUAACAUCAUGGAGUAUUACAACAACAGUAGUGGAUGUGUAGCAGGUUCCUGCGGCGGCUGCUGGUGAAGAGCUGGCACUCCCCCCGCCCCGCCGGGGGUCGCCUCCUGCUUCCCCAGCUCCUGGGAUUCCGCCUUGUGCUGCUGGCUGCCAGUGGGCCUGGAGUCUAUGGCGAUGAGCAGAGUGAAUUUGGGUGUCACACCCAGCAGCCGGGCUGCAAGGCUGCCUGCUUUGAUGCCUUCCACCCCCUCUCCCCGCUGCGUUUCUGGGUCUUCCAGGUCAUCUUGGUGGCUGUACCCAGCGUCCUCUACAGGGGUUUCACUCUGUAUCACGUGAUCUGGCACUGGGAAUUAUCAGGAAAGGGGAAGGAGGAAGAGGAUACCCUGAUCCAGGGAGGGGAGAGCAGCAGAGAUACCCCAGGGGCUGGAAGCCUCACGCUGCUCUGGGCUUACGUGGCUCAGCUGGGAGCUCAGCUGGUCCUGGAGGGGACAGCACCAGGGUUGCAGUACCACCUGUAUGGGUUCCAGAUGCCCAGUUCCUUUGCAUGUGGCCAAGAGCCUUGCCCGUAUAGAUUAACCUGCACCUUUUCCCGCCCCUCGGAGAAGAUCAUCUUUCUAAAAGCCAUUUUUAGAGUCAGUGGGUUCCGUCUCUUGUUCACUCUUUUGGAGAUUGUGCUUCUGGGUCUGGGAAGACUGUGUAAGCCCCUGCAGAACUUCCUGGGUGGGGCCUCUUCCUCCAGCCAUGCCCUCGCCCUGAGCAGCAAAAGGAACCUCCAGCAGACACUCUCCAGCCACCACGUCCUUGCAGAUGACUUCCCAGUGCAGAUCCCCAGUCUGCGCUGCCUCUGA
Molecule: messenger RNA, 1074 nt
Organism: Mandrillus leucophaeus (drill)
Lineage: Eukaryota; Metazoa; Chordata; Mammalia; Primates; Cercopithecidae
Product: gap junction gamma-3 protein-like
Exons: 3
Coding region: 262-1074 (270 amino acids)
Biological process (GO): cell communication
Cellular component (GO): connexin complex
Source: RefSeq, a predicted model, not a curated record